Ipomoea triloba (trilobed morning glory) is the source of this 1499-nucleotide messenger RNA. RefSeq lists its product as uncharacterized. The coding region runs from base 359 to 1078 and encodes 239 amino acids. Gene Ontology annotation, molecular function: zinc ion binding. Lineage: Eukaryota; Viridiplantae; Streptophyta; Magnoliopsida; Solanales; Convolvulaceae. The record is from RefSeq and is a predicted model, not a curated record. The transcript has 7 exons.
GUGAGCAGAGGGCAGAGGCUACUGAGUGGAGAGUGUUGCAGUUGCUGUCUCUGUCACCGUCGUAGAAUGUUGCGUAGAACCUCCUAAUCACUACGAUAAUUAUGUUUAUCAUUCCAAUUACUUAAAAGUAAAAGUAGCACAGAAAAAAAAAAAUUAGUCCUCAAAUACUCCAAGAACAGGAAGAAGAUGACCCUCGGAUUCUCUUCUUUGCUUUUGGAUAAUUCUGUUCAAGUUUUCAUCGGAAAUUAGCGUGAUUAGAGGAAUUGAUCGGUGGUGGUUGGCCCUAUAAGAAGCAGGCGACGGUGGGGUUUUUUGAUUUUUUAUUUUUUUUUUGUUUUUGUUUUUUGGGUGCUGAGAAAUGAGGGGAGGUGGUGAUGCGGUGGGGGACGGUGGCGCCGCCGCGGUGACUGAGUGCGGUGACCGGAUAUCUGGUGCUGAGAAGCCGUGUUUGGAGGCCGGCGAUCAAUCUUUGCUUGCCAUAGUGGUUUCUGCCGGCGAUUCGGUUGAUUGUGAGGAGAAAGGUUGUGUUGAGUCUCCCCAGAAGGGUCACUUAUCUAGGAAUUCAAGUUCUCAAGAACAAUGCAGGGUAUGCCAGCAGGAGAAGGAAGAGGAUUUGAUAGAACUUGGAUGCCACUGUCGUGGUGGGCUUGCAAAAGCACAUCGUACAUGCAUAGACACAUGGUUUAAUACGAGAGGUUCAAAUAAAUGCGAGAUAUGCCAGCAAGUUGCAGCUAAUGUGGCAAUGCCCGAGCCCAAUGCCCCUGCGAGUUACUGGGUAUGGAGGGUUGAACCGUCUUUUAGAGGAACAACUAUUGCACCAGAACGGAAUAGGGGGUGUUUCAGCCCACUUUGGGUUGCGUUCUCUAUCCUCAUUGGUGGUCUCUUAUUGGAUCUACUGAUAUCCCUUACUCUCGGUGUCUCUGCACUACCCGUGAACAUUAUAAUAGGUGUAAUAGUCGUGCUUGGCCUUGGAACGGCUUUUCGGCUUGCGCUUGAGUUUUGCCAUGAUUGGAGUGUUAGAAGAGUCGUGCAUAGGGUGGAAGCAAAUGUUAGCCUCGGUUUUCAUCCCGCCUUAUAGGCGGGAUUGAACAUAGAAGACGAAUUAAGAAUCUUAAACGGCUAUUACUUGAUUGGUAAGUUCUGUUUCUAUGCUGCACUUUGCCCCCUUUGAAGCAUUUUGACCUAACUCCUGGAAGAAAGUCUCGGAGCUGCUGCUGUUAUCGAGUUAUGAAGGGCUUGUUUUUGCGUUUCUAGAUGGUUGCUAUGAGUAAGCGGAUUUAAUUGCCACCGUUUGGGUCUAGGAAUGCCAUUGACAUUUCUUUUGUAACCAAGUCUGUGUAUUUAAUGUACAUUUGUCCCCCCCCCCCAAAAAAAAGCAUUGACAUACCACAGCGUUUAGCCAUAAAUAUUGCUUAUCUGAGUUUUGACUUUAUACAUUCUUGGACAAAAACGCAAUAUUGCUUAUCUGAGUUUUGACUUUAUACAUGCUUGGACUAAAA